Uranotaenia lowii is the source of this 1438-nucleotide messenger RNA. RefSeq names its product dnaJ homolog subfamily C member 17-like. The transcript is spliced from 2 exons. Gene Ontology annotation, molecular function: RNA binding. NCBI's taxonomy places the organism in Eukaryota, Metazoa, Arthropoda, Insecta, Diptera, Culicidae. The record is from RefSeq and is a predicted model, not a curated record. The coding region runs from base 400 to 1305 and encodes 301 amino acids. Gene Ontology annotation, biological process: spliceosomal complex disassembly. Gene Ontology annotation, cellular component: spliceosomal complex.
CGGAUCACAUAGUAUUAAAGUGUUCUAAGUACAACGUUACGAGAGCUCAAUAUAGCUUCAACUGUAAAUACAGAAAUAUCACUGAACUACUCAAAACCAAAAAUGUAGACACCUUAAAAGAAGUAGUUGACUUCUUGAAAAAAGUAGACAAAAGGAUCUAACUGUAAAACCUUUGAGAACCAUGCCAAAACAAUUAUAAGUACUCAAAAGUAAUGAACCGACCAAAAUUUGAUGGACAUAUGGUCUUUGCAACCGGUCCAAAGAGUUUCUCCCUCCUCGAGAAACUCGAUGUGCGGAUUUAACCACACAGAGAAGAAGAAGAAGAAGAAGAAGGUGGAAUUUUUCUCCAAAAAGUUUUUUAUUUAUACAUAGUUUAGUGAUUAAUCUACUGGACCAACAAUGGUGGACGUGAAAAAAUUUAGUGACACCGACCUGUACGGGAUGCUGGGCGUUGAAAUCGGCGCCAGCGAACAGGAAAUCCGGAAGGGUUACCGCAAGAAGGCGCUUCAAUGCCAUCCGGAUAAGAAUCCCGAUAAUCCCCGGGCAGCCGAACUCUUCCAGGAACUGUCCAAGGCUUUGGAGAUUCUGAUCGAUGUUUCGGCCCGAGCUGCCUAUGAUAAACUAUUGAACGCCAAGAAGGCUGCCCAGCUGAGGAACCAGCAGUUGGACAGCAAACGGCAGAAGCUAAAGAAUGAUCUGGAGGAAAGGGAACGACGGGCCCGGGAGGAACUUAAGCAUGGAUACAAAGUAAACAAAACGCCGGAAGAAAUAUUCCAGGAAGAAUUCGAACGACUUCGCAAAGAAGGCUCAAAACUUGUGGCUGAGGAACAGGAAUUGAUGAGGCAACAACUUCGCCAAGAACUAAACCAGCAACAGAAACAGCAAUCGAGCUACGAUCCCUCAAAACAUCGGAUCAAGAUCAAGUGGAAGGCAGAAAAAUCUGACCCCGAAAACGGUGGCUAUUCGGAAGCCGUCCUGCAAAAAUUUCUCUCCAAGUACGGUGACAUCAAUGUGCUGGUGAUGAGUCCCAAAAAAACGGGUAGCGCCCUGGUCGAGUUCAAAACACAAGAAGCAGCCGAGAUGGCAGUGAGCUAUGAACAGGGUCGGCUGGACAAUCCCUGCUCGCUCGAGUGGAUCGGAGACGCCCCAAAGAAUAAACACUCACGGACAGGAGGUUCCGCUACAAUUACCGAGAAAGAUUACGAGAGCUUAGUGCUGCGACAGCUCCGACAAGCCGAAGAACGAAAACGUCUGAUCGAACAGAUGAUGCGGGAAGACGCCGAAGAAGAAGCGGGGAAGUCGUAGUUUGUAAUUUUAGGUAUAUUGACUUUUUUUUAACUGUUAGUUUAUUUUUGAUCGUAAGAUUCCUAAUUUUACUCGUAGUUUCCUAUCGUUAGAUACAGAUGUGUACAGGAAAUAAUUACUUCGUAAAUUGCAA